GCCGACGCAAAGAAAAUCAACACCAAGACUAGACACAAAGCUUGUUUAUAUCUUAGUUUUACAUAUUUCCAACCUGCCUUUCCCUUUUCGUUUAUAAAAAGAUUCCAGCAACCAACCAUAUAUUCUGUAGCAGUUGAUGACUCAUCCUCCCUGUAUAUCCUCUGUUGAUGAAUUUUGAAGAUGAAGAUGAAGAUGGUGGUGGGAGUUUAUGUUUUGGGUCUAUCAUUCUCUUGUUUGCUGCUGCUUGCUGUUCCACAACUCACUGAUCCCUCCCAAGUUUCGGCAUUAUUAGCUGUCAAGAGCAGUUUAAUUGAUCAACACAAUCAUCUUAACAACUGGAAUAAAGGCCGAGAUCCAUGCGCAUCCAAUUGGACUGGAGUAGUAUGCUUUCAAACAAUUGGACCUGAUGGUUACCUUCAUGUUCGAGAAAUCCUGCUACUAAAUAGAAAUCUAUCAGGAAGUUUAGCACCUGAGCUUGGUCAGCUUUCUAGUCUUCAAAUAUUAGAUUUCAUGUGGAAUGAGCUAACUGGCAGCAUACCAAAGGAGUUAGGAAAGUUGUCUUCUUUACAACUCCUACUCUUGAAUGGUAACAGAUUAUCAGGCUACCUGCCUGACGAACUCGGAAACCUACCUCAUCUGAGGCGACUCCAAGUAGACGAGAACCAGAUAUCAGGACCAAUACCUAAAUCAUUUUCAAAUUUGGGCAGUAUUCGACAUCUGCAUCUUAACAACAAUUCAAUCAGCGGACAAAUUCCAUCUGAACUUUCCAAUCUAUCCACUUUAAUUCACUUGCUUGUGGACAACAAUAAUUUAUCUGGAUAUCUUCCAUCUGAGCUUUCAAACAUCCCAAACUUGAGGAUAAUUCAACUUGAUAACAAUAAUUUCAACGGGGCUGUCAUUCCUGCUGUGUAUAUGAAACUGUCAAGAUUAGUGAAACUAAGCCUUAGAAAUUGCAGUCUGCAAGGAGCUCUGCCUAAUUUCAGCAAAUUAUCAAGACUUAAAUAUCUAGAUCUUAGCUGGAACCAACUCUCUGGAUCGAUACCAUCAGAUAAGCUGCCGGAAAAUAUGACAACUAUUAUUCUGUCCUCUAACCUUCUAAAUGGAACAAUUCCGCAGAGUUUGUCAAAUCUUCCCUAUCUUCAGCUAUUGUCAGCAGAAAAUAAUACUUUUAGUGGUUCUAUUCCUGCUAGUAUAUGGCAGAACAAGCUCUUAAAUGCAACAGCAAGACUUAUACUUGAUCUUCAGAAUAAUUUGCUGGUAAAUAUUUCUGGAGUUCUCAAUCCUCCAGAAAAUGUUACUCUAAGGCUACAUGGCAAUCCUGUCUGCAACAUUGCAAAUAUAAAAAAUAUAACCCAAUACUGCAAACCAGAAGUUGGAGGGGAAGCUAAAGAAAUUUCAAAAACUACAAGCACUACUUGUCCUAUUCAAGCAUGUCCUGUCGACAAUUAUUUUGAAUAUGUCCCAGAAGCUCCUAUUCCAUGUUUCUGUGCAUCGCCUAUUCGAAUUGGAUACAGGCUGAAGAGCCCCGGCUUUUCUUAUUUCCAGCCCUACAUAGAUCUAUUUAAAAUGUAUUUAAGUAAAUCUCUGGGGUUAAGCCUUUAUCAGAUAUCUAUUGAACCAUACUUUUGGGAAGAAGGACCUCGCCUAAGGAUGUAUUUGAAGCUUUUCCCUGUAGCGGGGGUUGAACACUCGAACACAUUCAAUACAAGUGAGGUUUUGCGCAUAAACGACAUAUUCACGUCUUGGAGUUUCUCUGGUGAUGAUUUAUUUGGACCUUAUGAGCUUCUCAAUUUCAGUCUACUAGGACCAUAUUCAGAUGUUAUUAUUGGGCGUCAAGGAACAAGUAUAAACAAACGUGUUUUGGUGUUGGUUGUAGUGGUGGCAGUUGUUUGUGCAGUGGUGAUAACUAUAACGGCCACAGUUUUAAUCACCAAAAAACAUUCGAGAAACUUCCGUAAGCUGUCAAGAACACGUACAUCCUCGAAGAGUUCUGUAAAGAUCGAUGGGGUCAGAAGCUUCACCUUUGAAGAAAUGUCAACAGCAACCAACAAUUUCACUGACUCAACAUUAGUAGGCCAAGGAGGCUAUGGGAAUGUUUACAGAGGAAUGCUAUCCAACAAUAGAAUUGUUGCCAUAAAGCGUGCAAAAGAAGGAUCAUUACAGGGCGAGAAAGAAUUUUUGACGGAGAUAGAAUUGUUAUCAAGGUUACAUCAUCGAAACCUAGUUUCACUUGUUGGAUACUGUGAAGAAAAAGGAGAGCAGAUGCUGGUAUAUGAGUUCAUGCCUAAUGGCACAUUGCAAUACUGGCUUUCUGCUAAAUCAAAGGAGGCUUUGAACUUCGGGAUGAGAUUGCAUGUAGCUCUGGAUUCAGCGAAAGGUAUAUUAUACCUCCAUACUGAAGCAAACCCACCAAUAUUUCACCGUGAUAUCAAAGCCAGCAAUAUUCUUCUGGACUCGAACUUUACUGCAAAAGUGGCUGAUUUUGGACUCUCACUACUUGCACCAGUCUCAAAUGACCAAGGGUAUUUGCCAGAUCAUGUAUCAACAGUUGUUAAAGGCACCCCGGGCUACCUUGAUCCUGAAUAUUUUUUGACCCACAAACUGACAGACAAAAGCGAUGUCUAUAGCCUUGGUGUUGUCUUCUUGGAGAUCUUAACAGGCAUGCAACCAAUAUCCCAUGGGAAAAAUAUUGUCCGUGAGGUGAACUUGUCGUAUAAUUCUGGCACAAUGUUCUCUAUUAUAGACAGCAGAAUGGGAUCUUACCCCUCUGAAUGUGUCGAAAGGUUUAUAGCUUUGGCCCUGAAAUGUUGCCAUAGCAAGCCAGAAGAUAGACCAUCAAUGCCAGAGGUGGUUAGGGAACUCGAAAAUAUACUUGAAAAGAUGCCGGAAACCGGACCUGAUUCAUCCAAACCAACAUACAGGGAGUCCUCAUCCACAUCUUCAGUGUUCCUCUCGAACGACGAAUAUUUUGCAUCCUUAAAUAUGUCGGGAAGCAAUCUUGUUAGUGGUGUGAUGACAAGCAUCAAGCCUAGAUAAUAACUGAGAAGCCUCACACAAUGACACAUACAGUAGCAUAGUUGUAUGAGUGGUUCCUAGUUCUGCCUGGUGGAUGUGGAGAAGAUGGUGUAUAGUUAGGAAAUGCUUUUAGCCUUCUUGUUGUGUGUAUCAGUUGGGUGCCAAAGAGAUGCUUCUAAAUUUUGUUAAUUAGAUAGCUUGACUACCAAAGAGAUGAGCAAAACUUUAUAGCAUUGCUCUGUGCGCGCAAUUGAAAUAUAUGUAUUACAGAUAUAUUCCGUGGAGUUAAAUUAACUACUGAGGGUGUAAGUUUUAUAUUUGUU
This is a messenger RNA of Daucus carota subsp. sativus, 3338 nucleotides long. Its product is annotated as probable LRR receptor-like serine/threonine-protein kinase At1g06840. NCBI's taxonomy places the organism in Eukaryota, Viridiplantae, Streptophyta, Magnoliopsida, Apiales, Apiaceae. The record is from RefSeq and is a predicted model, not a curated record. Bases 181 to 3036 code for a protein of 951 amino acids. The transcript is spliced from 20 exons. Gene Ontology annotation, biological process: protein phosphorylation. Gene Ontology annotation, molecular function: protein kinase activity; protein binding; ATP binding.